Molecule: messenger RNA, 2640 nt
Organism: Symbiodinium sp. CCMP2592
Lineage: Eukaryota; Dinophyceae; Suessiales; Symbiodiniaceae
Source: the annotation of a GenBank genome assembly
AUGGCAUGUCGUGCUUCAAGGUGGAGACAGGUCUUGCUUUCCAAGGAGAUUCAAGAGCACGGCCGAUGGCAUCUGGCAACAUGUCUGGUGUGCGAAGUGGCUUCUGUCACGUUAAAUGCCAUUAUCGUGACAGCUCUCAUCAACUCGUGCGCCAGGAAGAGCUAUUGGGAGUGGUCUGCGUGCCUCCUCGAUGGCGUGCGCCUAUGGAGUCUUCAGGCCGAUGUCGUCCUCCACAAUGCCGUCUUGCGGUCAUUCUGCGGAAAGGCGCUCUGGGCACAGACUAUGGUUGAUCUGGAGCUGAUGGGGCAGCGGGCCUUGCUGCUUGAUGCCUACAGUGCCAGUGCUUCUAUGAAAGCCUGCGAAUCAGGGGGCUGGCGCGUCGCAGCCGCACAGCUUCAGUCAUUCCUGCAGCUACAGCUUGAAGCCACAGCUGUGAACUCCAAUAUACUGGUGGCUGCAUUUGAGGCGGUGGCCAAAUGGCAGCAACCACUGUCAAUUCUCGGCAGCAUGUACUUCUCCAGCCUUCAGAGGACGGUGCCCUGCCAGAUUGCCGCUUCAGCUGCAAGAGAUAGCUCUUCGCGGCAGAGCCUGGAAGCUAACUUGGUGGCAUGCAAUGCAGCUGCCAGUGCCUGUGAGAAGCCAGGCCAGUGGAGACAAGCUGCUGGCAUGCUCGUGGCGAUGCGAGUCAGCUCCCUCGAGGAAGAUUGCAUAUCUUGCAAUGCAGUUAUCAGCUCGUUGGAAAAGGGCGGCCUGUGGACGCAAGCCUUGGAAAUGCUUGAUUCGAGGUUCCGGCGAAUGGAAACGUCCGUCGUGACGUACAGCGCGGUGAUCAGCACCUGCGAGACGGCCGGGCGCUGGCGUGAGGCCCUUCACAUGCUUGGCCUCCCCGACUCCAGAGUGGAGCCCAACUGCUACACUUACAACUCAGCGAUCAGUGCUUUUGAAAAGGCACAUUCCUGGGCUCACGCGGUGUGGCUUCUCAGUGAGAUGAAGAUGAGAUCAUUACAGCUCGACCUGAUCUCGUAUAAUGCUGCCCUUAGCACGUGCUCGGUGAGUUCCAAGUGGACCCUGGCCUUGUCGCUGAUGUCGGAGAUGAGCGGAUACAACUUGAAGAUGGACGUUAUCACCUAUGAAACCGCCCUGGCAGGGCUGGAGAAAGGGCCUCCGCUCAUCUCUGCUGGGCUCUGCUGGGCGGACGUCCUCCGCCGAGUUCUGCAAGCGACGCAAGACAUUCAGGCCUGCGGCCGACUGCUGGAACCCUCCGGCUCCCAGGGCCGGAUCACUCCGCAUCUCUCUCCCAAGGCGAGUAUGGCCAGCAUGCAGGAUCUGCAGGAGGCACUCCGCCCAAAGAGGAAUGAGUCCAACGUUGAGGAGCUGCUCCGAGAAUGGGACACUCUCAAGAGAGUUAAUUCCCAGUCGCAGAACAUGGCGCCGGCGGUUCUGCUAAGCGAGAAGGAGCGGAUGGCUUUUGAGAGCGCCAUGGACGAUGCAGAGAUGAUGGCGCUGAAGCAUGCAGAAAUUAGUGGCUGGUUUUUCGACCGUCGCACAGGCUGCCGCUGGUCAGCUGCGAGCGUGGCAGAAAUCUGCCGUGGAAAUCUUGCCGAAUGGAUGGCGUGGGCCUUUUUCCAUUGCACACCGGACGAGGUGCCCGAAAGUAGGUGGCCAGAACUUGUCCAGCUAGUAGAUGAAGGUGCUGUUUGGGCUGGCGUUGAGUUCCCCGAGGGGUACAACCCGCACGUGCAGGCCAUGCGCUUGACGAUGGAUCCCAUCCCAUCCGAGCAUCGCCCGAUGUUGUACUACAUUGUGACGGCCCUCGCACUUCCGGUCGUGACUUACUACAACCUUGAGAGCUUGGGUUUUCGGAAGUACAAGAGUGGUACGCUUCAGUACUGGCUUCGUCGUGGCAGGGGCAAGAGCGCAGAGCCCCCUAUCGUCUUUUGCCACGGGGUGGGGGUCAACUUGCUGCCAUACGAGCACUUCAUCACGGAGCUGUUGAGGCAAGUGCCGAAGGGCAAGAGUAUCUUCCUGGUAUCCUUGCCGCACAUCUCGAUGCGAAUCAACGAGGAUGUGCCUUCCAGUGCAGAGAUGGUCGCCUGCCUCCGGGACAUGCUCGCCAGCUGGGAAUUCGAUUCGGCUCACUUCGUCGGCCAUUCCUUCGGUUCCAUCGUGGUGGCCUGGAUGUGCAAGAAUUCCAAGGAGACGGUCAAAGUUGCAACUUUCUUGGAUCCAGUCUGCUUCCUUCUCAUCAAGCCAGAUGUUUGCUACAACUUCAUGUACAGGCGGCCGGAAACGCCAACGCAGCUGCUGAUGCACUACUUUGUUGCUCGCGAGCUCUUCAUCGCGCAUAGUCUCUCCAGGAAUUUCUUCUGGUAUCAGAACUUGCUGUGGCCUGAGGAGCUGGUGAUGCCCACGCUGGUGAUGCUGUCCGGCGAGGACUCCAUUGUUCCAGCGCAUUCUGUACGUCGCUAUCUGACCGGCUGGAUACAGCAGCAAAGCGCGGACAGCCUGAGGCUGCUUUGGUUUCCAAACUUGGGGCAUGGGGAGAUGAACUUUGGCCCUGUAGGGCUUGCCGCUGUCAAGCGCAUUGUGGCGGAGAUGAUGGCCCUGGAGACCAAGCUUCAACUAGGGCGCCGCAGGUAG